Molecule: messenger RNA, 1439 nt
Organism: Beta vulgaris subsp. vulgaris (sugar beet)
Lineage: Eukaryota; Viridiplantae; Streptophyta; Magnoliopsida; Caryophyllales; Amaranthaceae
Exons: 3
Coding region: 1-1329 (442 amino acids)
Source: RefSeq, a predicted model, not a curated record
AUGGAUGGGUAUUUACGGGAAAUUAAGGUGAUUGUUGAUUCCCUUGCUGCUAUUCAGUGUCCUAUGUCGAACCAGGAUUUAGUGCAGUAUACCCUUUUUGAUUUAGAUCGUGAUUCUGAGUAUGUCUCGGGUUUUGGCCGAGUACUCUUUCUUGCUAGUUCCGAGCUGAUCUUGAAACUUUGCAGGAUCCGUCGAAGCCCAAGGCUUCGAAGAAAAAGGAAGGAGCGGGAUCCGCAUAAGGUGGCCAAGACCGAGAAGGCGCUGGCCAAGGCUCAGGACGAAAAGGCUAAAAAAGCCAAGUCUGUUGAAGUUAAUAGUCCCCGACCAAAGGACCGGGCGGAGAAAUCCGAGGGGACUCACAUUUCUGUCCACUCGGAGGAUUUCCGACUGGUUCAGAGUCCUCAGUACACGCCGGCCGCUCGCGGCCCCCAUGACGACCCGGAGGAGCUUAGCCUUGCCCUGGCUAGGCCUUUUGGCGAACUGGAUGCCCACGGGCUCGACACUCGCUGGACCAACGCUGUUGAGUGCCUGUACAGCGCUCCCGAUCGGGAGUACAUCGCUCAGACCAGUGGUCCGGAGGAGACCAAUGACUUGUUUCGCAGUUGGGCUGAGUUCUCCGCUCGGCUGGUCAAUGUGGCCAGGAACAAGGUCCAUUUGGCCGAGAAGGUUUCUGACUUGGAAGCCAAGGGCAAGAAACACUUCACUGCGCUCCACGCCGCCGAGCAGGCUCAGAGGGUAGCCGAGGCGGAUCUCGCCCACGCCAAGCGAUGCAUUGCUCGGGAUCAGGAUGAUUUCAAGGUCGAGCGGGCGCAAUGGGCCGAGGCCAAGCAGAAACUCAUCAAGGAAAAGGAUGAGGCUGUGAUCGCCAAGGUUGCUGCCGAGGCCCAGGUAGCGGAAGCGCAGACCAAGAUCACUGAUCUGCAAUUCAAGUUGGCCGAGCUGGAAAAGGCCUCGAAAUCCGAAGAUGAGUGGUUCGCUGGCUGGAAGGAGACCAAAGCCUGCGAAUUAUUUGUCAACGAGGUCGGAUCUACCGCCCAGCAAAUGGGGGUAGAUGGCGCCCUCAAGAGGAUGAAAGCGGCCCUGGAGAGAUCGCAUCCUUCUCUUCCUUGGUCCGAGGUCAUGGGGAGCUACGAAGCUCUUCUGAAGGAGGAGGAUCAGGCCAUCCUAUCUGAACUGCAUAUUGGCCUCUCGGAUGAUGACGAUGAUGGUGAUGAUGAAAAGGAUGCUGAGGAAGAGGCGGUGGCUGAUGAGGGACAAGACCAAGGGGUGGCCAGGUCCGAGGAGCAUCAUGGAAGCACCAAUGAUCCGACCGACGCCCCUGCAGCUUAGGCUUUGUUUUGACUUGUAUUUUGUUUUUCUUUUUGCUCUUAGCCUUGGUAGUACCAAGGUUUUAGGAUGUAAUAUUUUUCUAACUUUAAUGAAAAGUCUUCUUUAUUUUA